This is a messenger RNA of Terrapene triunguis (Three-toed box turtle), 3354 nucleotides long. It is a transcript of the gene CACFD1, whose product is annotated as calcium channel flower domain containing 1. NCBI's taxonomy places the organism in Eukaryota, Metazoa, Chordata, Testudines, Emydidae. The transcript is spliced from 5 exons. Gene Ontology annotation, biological process: vesicle-mediated transport. The record is from RefSeq and is a predicted model, not a curated record. Gene Ontology annotation, cellular component: membrane. The coding region runs from base 233 to 757 and encodes 174 amino acids.
CUGUGCUGCUGCUGGGGACAGAGGCGCUCCAUUGUCAGCAAGAACAGAGCAGCUGUCAGGGGCCAGGCCGGGUCCCUGGGGCGGUGGUGAGGGGCCCCGCCGCAGGACGGGUGUGAGGAGCUGUCACUGACUCUUCUGGGUGUGUGGGAGUGUGUGUGGGGGGGUGUCCCCUUCUGCUGUGGCUCAGGUGCAAAGGGGGGGCUGCCCCUAACCCCUGCGGCGGGGGCCCACAAUGAGCUCCCAGGAGGAUCAGUUCCAACAAGCAGUUCCUGCCCCAGCUGCCUCUUCGGCGGACGAUGGCAUGACCUGGUGGUACAAGUGGCUGUGCAGGAUCGCCGGUGUCAUCGGGGGCGUGUCCUGCGCACUUGCUGGCCUUUGGAACUGCGUGACCAUCAACCCCCUGAACAUAGCGGCUGGGGUGUGGAUGAUGUUAAAUGCCUUUAUCCUGUUCCUGUGCGAAGCUCCAUUCUGCUGCCAGUUUAUUGAAUUUGCAAACGCGGUGUCUGCGCGGGCGGAUAAGCUGCGGCCCUGGCAAAAAGCUGCCUUCUACUGUGGCAUGGCCGUGUUUCCAGUCAUACUCAGUCUGACGCUGACCACGUUACUGGGAAAUGCUAUCGCUUUUGCAACAGGAGUGCUGUACGGCUUGUCGGCGCUUGGCAAAAAAGGGGAUGCCAUUUCCUAUGCAAGAAUCCAGCAACAGCAGAAGCAAGCGGAUGAGGAGAAGCUAACGGGGACUCUGGAGGGGCAGGCGCUGUAGAAUUCCCUCCUGGGUGACCCUCCUGCGGAGCCACUUCCUGCCGACACUGAGACUUUAAAAACGCAGUGGAAAUCCGUUCUGACACGAAUCUGAUCCCUCUUCUAUCAAUUCCUUGGUGGACUUUCCAAACACUGCAGCAACUAGAAUUCCAAGGGGCAAGAGGUGACACUUUGCUCUCCAAAAUAACCUCGAAAGAGCCUCAAAUGGAGGCAUCUCAGUCUGUGAGUAUUGCACAUUGCAACUGGAAGACGCAGGUUUCCCUGGGAAGAAGCCUCUUGUGUGAUUAGCUGCCCUGCCCAGCCCAGGUUAUACCCAGCACCAAAGAUCUGAAAAUCCCUUUUUGCCACCAGGUGGGUGUGACUUAAAUCUCAGCUGACUCUUCAAGUGCUGCUUAACCAAGCCGAUAGUAGGUACCCAUUCCUCAGCAAGGUCCCUGGUUCACCAUGGGGGAUCGUGAUGUACAAUGGGGUUUUUGCUGGAGAACAUGUAGCGGGCCACGAUUUCACUUGGGGGCUAGUCUGGGAAUUGCCUGAGAAGAGAUGGAAGAUGUACCAGGAGCCCUGUGUUAUGGAUUCCUGGCUGCUGGAAGGUGAAUUAGGAACACUGGGCAAGCUCUUACCCUCCCAACUGAGAUGCUUUCUCCUCGUUCCAGAGUGCACUAUGGGGCCAGUUCCCGGUCCCACUGAAGUGAUUGGGAGGUUGCCCAUUGGCCCUGGCUUUUUGUGCAUUACAAGUCUUUAGUGGUGCUCUUUGGUACAGAUUUUUAAGGGUGUACUAUGCUAAUCUUGGGUGUAAUGAUAUACAGUAAUGCAGAUGCUUGAAUGGAUUGUGUUAGGAACUAAUUGAUCCUUGGUGUUGCUUUCUUUUAGGGUUUUAGAUGAGGGGCAGUUAGGUCAGGAAUUACUGCCAAUGAGCAAAACACCUUUGACAGCACAAAAGUAACUUAAGACAAUAACAAACCCUCCAGAGACCUGAUCGGAAGCCCACAGAAGUUAAUGGAGAGACUCCCACAAUCUUGAAUGGAUUUUGGAUCAGGUCCUAAUACGUGUAAAGCACAACCUCCACAUCCCUCUGAGUUUAGCUGCAGGCAGCGCCUGCGUUGUACAGAGGACUUGAACCAGAUCAGCUCCUCAGUUUGUCUCCGUAGGGAUUUUUUUCUUUCUUUUCCUGUUACCACUCACCCUUUCACUGGAGGAAAAGGGGAGUAAGAAUUUCUUUCCCUCAGCAGAAAUGAGGGUAACAUUCCUUGAGCUGAGCAGGAUUUUGCUAGUCCUGUCCACUUAAACUGUGACAUACGGUAACUGGUAUGAAGGAAGGUCCCUUGCUCAGGUGCCCAGAUUCUGAUUUGGAAUCGUAAGCCUCCUUAGCUGCGCUUUCUCCUACUGCCUCUCCAUGCAGAGUCAGUACCUACGGAUGUGGGACAUAUUCUUUUUUUCUGUCCCGCACCAACAUUAGCAUUUAGGCUCAUGCCAAAAAUCCGGUGGCUUGCAGCCCCCCAUAUUGCUGCUGCGUGGGCAGGUGGCACGCUUUCCCCUGCAACGUUGGGAUGCUUCAGAUCUGGGAAGCGUUCUACGCUGCAUCCGCCUGGUAACAUUUGCUUAGGAUUCUCUAAGAUGAACCAACUCACUUUAUACCAUGGAAUUUGUGUCCUGCUCUCAUAAGGCUCUUACACCCCCCACCCCCCCCAGCCCUAUCAUCAUGUGUCGCCGAGAGGGUAGCCUGGCAGGCUGCAGUGCUCUUGCACAGAGUCAAGUGCAUUUGUUGCAUCCAGCAGCAAGGACUCUGCCAGCCCACUCCAGCGCAUAUUGUUCUCCCCUAGUUCACUUUUCUAUCCCAAGUUGCUGCUACUUUAAAGAGGCCGUGCUCGCGAGUGGACCCUCUGACUAGUCCAGCUAGACACUACAUACUGUUUGCAGCUGUUGCCUCCAAUAGCAUGCUUUGCGAGCGUUUGAUUUCCUUUUAAACUGUGAAAGUAAAGGCCUCCUCCUGUCCUGGAGCCACUAGACAAAGUGCAGAUAAAAAUAACAUGAGCUCUAACCUGGUGCCUUGGAACUUGAGCCCAGAUUCUGCGCUCUGAGUAAUCCAGAUUAAUUCCACUGAGCUCAGCGGAUGACUCUGGCGUUACACUGGUUUAGCUGAGAGCAAAAUGUGGCUCUUAGCUCGCAGAAGAAAAAGGCAACAUAAUAGCGUUGUGGGUUUUAACAAGCUAUAACUGUACACUACACUUGGGAAGUCUUACACAUCCUACAGAUGUAACCAAAUGAAUUCAACUGUUCGUCACUUCCUGUUUUACCCUGCUGCUAUGCACUGUUAAACUGCUGCCGGGUGCUACCCCAGAGGUGGCUUCAUUUUAAAGCAGGGCUUGAGGAUUCUCGGUGGUGCAGUUUUGGGAUCUUCCUGGCAGGAAAAAAAAAGGCUCUUUAGUAAUUAACAUGCAUUUUACUCACUUUCUACUUGGGCAUACAGGCUCUGAUCCUGCUCCUGUUCAGCUCAAUGGUGAAACUCCCAUUGACAAUGUAGUGCAGGAUCAAAUCCACAUUCACCAGUUUUGUACUGGAUGGACUACAGAACUCGCUUCUUCUAUAUAGCAUUCUACA